AUGGCUGCGAACGCCUUCAUGUCCUGGACGCUGUUGAGAGGUAGCGGGGUGGCAGAACAAGAUACGUUCGGUGGAUUCGCGCGGGAUUUUGCGAAUCCACCGCCAGACGGCGCUCUCGCCGUUGCUGCUCGCGUCUCCGCCACGCCCGGCCGUCUAGCCCGCUCCUCGGCCCGCUGCCCAGCCCGCGCCUGCUCCGAAACAGGCGGCCUUGACCCAAUUCGGGGUUACGGGGGCCACCCGUGCCCCAAUCACGGCACCCAUUCGCGCCCCUAG
Neurospora hispaniola is the source of this 273-nucleotide messenger RNA. RefSeq lists its product as uncharacterized. The transcript has 2 exons. NCBI's taxonomy places the organism in Eukaryota, Fungi, Ascomycota, Sordariomycetes, Sordariales, Sordariaceae. Bases 1 to 273 code for a protein of 90 amino acids. The record is from RefSeq and is a predicted model, not a curated record.